CAAACAGAUGGAAGGCGACCUCUGGGCCGGCCCUUGCUGUCCAGUUAAAUGUAAUCUUGAGGCUGAACAAGCUGAACAACUCCAGCAAGUCUGUGUCCAGUUCUGAUUUUUGGGGAUAAAGAGGAUAAUAACCAUACCAGCUUCACCAGCCCAUGGAGAGAACAGCUGAAGAGAGCAUGUGAAAUUGCUAUGAUGAAUAGCAGAAGAGGAGAAGGUUUCUUGCAGUGAGAGAGAUCUAAGCAGCACUUCAGGCCAGGAGGCAAACUGAGAGAAAACUUUUUUGGAUGAAACCAGCACCAAGGCAGCACUUCUUUGGAUUACAAUAACAUGGGCAAGUGGACUUCUGCUUUAAGAAAACAGACACAGAAUUUUCAAAUCAACCUGUCCCUGUGACAGUCUGAUGCUCUGAAGGAGUGUCCUGUUCCGUUGAGUCACGUGGGAGGAAAACACAAAGCAGUUGAAAGACAGAUCCAAAACGGGUAGCAGAAAGGGCCCUGGAGGCAGCCUUAAGUUUGGUAUUUAAUAUUUCAGGUAAAAUACUCACUUAGCAUCAAUUAUCUUGUUGGGUUCUUCCCCCCCCCCCUUUUUUUUUUUUUUUUCAAAUGAAAUUGCCUCUGAAUCAACCACUCUCUAAUUACCACACUGAAUGAUUGAAAUUUUUAGGGCAAUUAAAUUCAAGCCUUUCUUUUUCAGUUCUUACGUUAUCCCCCCUCCCCCCUUUUCUCCCUCCCCUCUCCAGUCUGGAGCCUUUCCAUAAUUUGGAGGCAGUUGCAGAAGCUAGCAGACCUUUAAAGCCAAGAUGUAUGUCUCCCUUAAUUCCUCUGUGGAUUUGUUUUAUAGACUAAGCAGGGAGGGUUCUGGUCUCUCAGGACAUGUGCGUUGCAAACACACAGUAUCGUGUGGGUUUUAUCCUAACAUGUCAUGUCAUUUAAAAACAGCUUGGAAGAAGUAAUUUAGUAUAGGAAUUUUGUGAAAAGACAAAGAUCAAGGUAAAAAGUACAUGCACUAUCGAAAAUGCCUGGAAAACUAAGGAGCAGAUUGAUGAUAAUAAUGAUGAUUGAUGAGAUAUUAGAUAAGAGGAAACAAACUCCCAAAGAAACAGUACAAAGCAUCUGUUAACAGAGCUGUUAGGAUAAACUCAUGAAAUGGCUGGAUGAAAACACAAGUAUUCUUCCAAAAAAGGACACAAAAUUCAGAGUGGAAUCCUGGGCCCAGUGAACUCAGUGACAAAGCUGCUGCUCAUUUGGCUGUCUUGUCAGGAUUAGAGCCCUGAUCCUGCAAAACAACUAACUGUAUUCUUAAAUGCAAGUAUGAGCGCUAUUACCUUAAUUUCAGUGGGACUGUAAAGUCAAGCGGAUGCCUAACAUCUUUGUUGAAUCAGGAUUUAACCCAGGGAACCUGGCUCCAAAAAAGGCAAAGAAGAAGAUAGAAGGUGGUUCCAAUGUAUUCUCUAUGUUUGAACAAACCCAGAUCCAGGAGUUCAAAGAGGCUUUUACCAUCAUGGAUCAGAACAGGGAUGGCUUUAUUGACAAAGCAGACUUGAGAGACACGUUUGCUGCACUAGGUCGUCUGAAUGUCAAGAAUGAAGAGCUUGAAGCCAUGGUGAAGGAGGCGCCAGGUCCUAUUAACUUCACUGUCUUCCUGACUAUGUUUGGGGAAAAGCUGAAAGGCACGGACCCAGAAGAAACCAUUCUGAAUGCUUUUAAGAUUUUCGACCCAGAAGGAAAAGGCCACAUAAAGGCAGACUACUUGCCACCCUGUGUCCAGUUCUACAUUCCUUGGAUGCUGGAAGCCAGUUGGAGUUUGGGGCAAAUUAGGAAUGCAGUAUCACGCUCCAAAAUGAAGAUGAGAGAGGAAUACUUUUAUUUUUCCUUGAUGGAAAAGGUCAACCUUGUCCCUACCCCCACUGCACUGCUAACAUUAGACAAUUGUUUUAGUUCAUCACCACAACAGAGCAUAAUGUUUACUUAUUAGACCCGAGGGUAAUGUUGAUCAUUACAGAACAAACCAUUAAAUCAAUUCCGUGAAUGUCUUUGAGGUUUAACUUCUAUUCAUAUGCUUCCAGAAUUUAGACAUUGGAAGGUUUUGAAAUAAUUUUUCUGCUGGUUCAAACAGCCAUUUCAAACGACAGUUAAUGUUAAUAAAUAAUAUUUCUCCAUAUUAAAAAAUCCUGGAAUGUUUCUCUCUAAAAGCAGCCAUACUGACCUUUUA
Molecule: messenger RNA, 2211 nt
Organism: Neopsephotus bourkii (Bourke's parrot)
Lineage: Eukaryota; Metazoa; Chordata; Aves; Psittaciformes; Psittacidae
Gene: MYL10
Product: myosin light chain 10
Exons: 9
Coding region: 1357-1974 (205 amino acids)
Cellular component (GO): cytoplasm; mitochondrion
Molecular function (GO): calcium ion binding
Source: RefSeq, a predicted model, not a curated record